Molecule: messenger RNA, 900 nt
Organism: Diplodia corticola
Lineage: Eukaryota; Fungi; Ascomycota; Dothideomycetes; Botryosphaeriales; Botryosphaeriaceae
Exons: 1
Coding region: 1-900 (299 amino acids)
Source: RefSeq, a predicted model, not a curated record
AUGCCCAUCGGCGCCCGCGCCACCGUCCUCCUCACGACGCUGGCCGUCGCCCCGCCCGCCUACUACGCCGUCCACACCGCCCACCGCCUCGAAGCCAAAUACCCGCGCCUCCAGCCCUCCGACGACUCCACCUCGACACCCGCCCUCCGCACCCCCGACUUCCCCAUCACCCACCACACGCCGCACGUCGACAUCUACGGCGGCAAGGUCCCCGCCCGCGCGCUGGCCGACUACUACGCGUCCGACGAUGACGGCCGCCACGGCCAUCCCCUCAGCCCGCACGAAGCCUGGGCCCGCUUCUUCCUCGAGUCGCCCGCCCUCCGCCUCGAGGGCAGGCUGUUCGGCGGCUUCUCCACCCGCAACCACGGCGACGCCGGCGAGCGCGGCUUCCACCCGGGGCAGAAACUGCUGAACGGCGUGCUGGAAGUCGUGCGGGCACCAUCGCCGUCUUCCUCUUCCCCCUCGUCGUCAUCGUCGCUGUUGUCCUCACGCUUCCUGCGCCCCAUCGCGGCGGCGGUGGCGCUGCCGACGACGACAACGCCGCAGCCGCUGCUCGUGCGCUGGACGUGUCCGCCUGCGGCGGUCGGCUUCUUCCACACGGCGGCGGUGCGGUGGGGCUACCCGUGGCGGCUGAUGAGCGGGGGGCGGCACGAGUUUGCGGUUGUGAGCGACGGCGAGCCGGACGCCGAGGGCUUGGUGGAGGUGCGGUUCGGGUGCGCGCACGACUACGAGCGCGUGGCGGAGGAGGGGAAGGAUCAGCAGAAGACGAUACCCGGGUGGGUGGCGAGGCUGCAUCGGGUGUAUGCUAUGUGGUUGUUGGAUGAGAGGAUUGAGGCGUUGAAGAGGUGGGCGGCGGCGGCGGAGGAGGCGGAGGCGGCGGGGCCUGAAGGGGGAAGAUGA